AUGAAGGUAACUGUAGCCUCCGUGGCCACUACUCUCGCUCUCGGUGUUUCCACCGUCCUGGGCGCCCCCUCGACCAUCGAGACGCGUGACAGCGUGACCCCGGUCACCGUGAAGGGCAAUGCCUUCUUCAAAGGUAAUGAACGCUUCUACAUUCGAGGUGUUGACUACCAGCCUGGUGGUUCUUCCAAGCUGGCCGACCCGAUUGCCGAUUCCGAUGGCUGCAAGCGGGACAUCAAGAAAUUCAAGGACUUGGGCCUGAACACCGUGCGUGUCUACUCGGUCGACAACUCCAAGAAUCACGAUGAGUGCAUGAAGGCACUGGCCGAGGCCGGCAUCUACUUGGUGCUAGAUGUCAACACCCCCAAGUACGCCCUCAACCGAGCUAAGCCCAAGGAGUCGUACAACGAUGUCUACCUGCAGUACAUCUUCGCCACCGUCGAGAUGUUCGCCAAGUACGACAACACCCUGGCCUUCUUCUCGGGUAACGAGGUCAUCAACAAUGGUCCCUCAUCUGCCGCUGCUCCCUACGUCAAGGCUGUGACGCGUGAUAUCCGAUCGUUCCUGCGUGCUCGCAAGCUGCGUCACGUCCCUGUCGGAUACUCUGCUGCCGACAUCAACACCAACCGACUUGAGAUGGCCCAGUACAUGAACUGUGGUACCGAUGAUGAGCGCAGCGACUUCUUCGCCUUUAACGACUAUUCCUGGUGUGACCCUUCAUCUUUCAGCACCUCCGGCUGGGACCAAAAGGUGAAGAACUUCACUGGAUACGGCAUCCCGCUCUUCCUGUCAGAGUAUGGCUGCAACACCAACACCCGCAAGUUCCAAGAGGUUGAGUCUCUGUACUCCACGGAUAUGACUGGCGUCUACUCGGGCGGUCUGGUCUACGAAUACUCCCAGGAGUCCAGUCAUUACGGUCUGGUCAAGGUCAAUGACAAGAAUGUCAAAGAGCUGCCUGACUACGACGCCCUGAAGACGGCCUUCUCCAAGACUUCCAACCCCAAGGGUGAUGGCGAGUACAACCACACCGGUGGGGCUAAUCCCUGCCCUGCCAAGUCGAAGCCCAACUGGGAUGUCGACAAUGAUGCGCUGCCCGCGAUGCCCUCGCCUGCUAAGAAGUACCUGAAGGAGGGUGCCGGCAAGGGCGACGGCUUUGGCGGCGAUGGCAGCAUGGAUGCUGGCACCCCGUCCACCGAGACCGCAAAGCCCGGCUCUGGCUCUGUUACCGGAACUGCUGGUGAUGUUACCAGUACGAGCUCCAAGAAUGCUGCUGCUGGCCUGCAGCCUCCUCAGCUGAGCAUGGCGCCCAUUGUGGUGAGUCUGGUGACUGGGUUGUCGACGCUGUUCGGCGCGGGUCUUGUUUUGUUGUAA
This is a messenger RNA of Penicillium alfredii, 1368 nucleotides long. It is a transcript of the gene gel1, whose product is annotated as 1,3-beta-glucanosyltransferase gel1. NCBI's taxonomy places the organism in Eukaryota, Fungi, Ascomycota, Eurotiomycetes, Eurotiales, Aspergillaceae. Gene Ontology annotation, molecular function: 1,3-beta-glucanosyltransferase activity. The transcript has 2 exons. The record is from RefSeq and is a predicted model, not a curated record. Bases 1 to 1368 code for a protein of 455 amino acids. Gene Ontology annotation, biological process: fungal-type cell wall (1->3)-beta-D-glucan biosynthetic process. Gene Ontology annotation, cellular component: fungal-type cell wall; cytoplasm.